Molecule: messenger RNA, 1568 nt
Organism: Pecten maximus
Lineage: Eukaryota; Metazoa; Mollusca; Bivalvia; Pectinida; Pectinidae
Exons: 6
Coding region: 163-1407 (414 amino acids)
Source: RefSeq, a predicted model, not a curated record
UACCGAGAAAUACGCCCCGGGCGCAGGUGAGCGAGAUCUGAGUUGUCUGACCUUUGGUUUGUGGUUAGUGUAACGCAUUUCCAAGACAGAGACGCAGAUAGUCUUACAGACAUCCUACGAGUUAAUCCGACGUCUAAACUAAUAUUCGGAUAUACCGACGACAUGUUCCGGGUGAUGUUUGGGGUGGUGGUUGUAGGCGGGAUAUGGGCAGCCACGGUAAUUCCACCUACACAUAAUCUUCCCCCCAGACGACAGUUAGAUCCGACAAAUUUAGACACUUUAAACAGACAAGUAAGGAAGGCUUUACUGGCCAAAGUGACCGCUGAGCUAGAGUCAAGCAAGACGUACAUGGCGGGUCUUCAGCCUCAGCUGACCACCUGUCAAACAAAGGUCAAUGACUCGUUAGGUCCCUGUCUGAAAUGUGUCGACAAUGCCUGUCAAGAGAAGUUUAAAUAUUGCCACUCACUGACAUUUAACAUGCACUCACCAGGCGGGAUGUCGGUGUCAAGCAGUAAUGUAAACGGUCAAAGUCAGGUGACGGUCUGUGCUUUGACCGGAAGUCAGUUUACCCGCACGUGUUCCACUAUCAUGAACCCUGACGGUUUCAUGGUCAACUCGAUCUCUCAGAUCGGCGACAACCUUAGGAUCAACCUCGGGAGAGUUUACGGUGACCUUGGAACAGUGGCCGUUGGGAACUUCGUUGGUGGUCUUACCAAUGUCGCGAACAACGUCGUCCGGAACAUGACGGACGAGGAGAAAGCACAGUUACAGCAGACGAUGUCCCACCUUAGUCAGUCUCUGUCCACCAUCGGACACCAUGUCGGACAGAGUGUCCAACACUCUUUGAACCAGAUGAAUACUAACCUUGGUCAGAUGAACCAGAACAUGAACAGUUUCGGGAACUCGAUGGCACAGUGGGGACAAAACUUCGGCCAACAACUCUCUCAAUCUCUCUCACAUAUGUUCGAUGGGACAUUCAUGGGGAGAAGACGGAGAAGGGCAGCUCAGGAAUGUACCUUUCUCUUCGGCGAUCUGUAUCAGAACUGCGCAAGUCUGACGUCACAGUGCGCAUCGUGUCCUAGUAACCGACAGGACACCAUGGAAACAGUAUGCGGGAAGGAUCUGGUGGAUAAGGUCAAGGCCGUACAGAAGACAAUGGACGAGAUGAACCAGAUUUACGGAGAGGUUAUCAAAGCUCAGAAUAUCAUCACCAGGGUCGAGUUCGAUGACGUAAUUGUUGACCCAACGAUGGCGUCUUACAGUAACGUUCAGAUAACGGCAAACAUUAGAGGGAUUCCGACAAUGUUCAUGCUGACAUCCGCCAUACAGCUGAACAACCUUGGAUAUUCCGGUACGUCCAUCGCACGACAAGUCUGGAAGGAAUGGGCCGUCCGAAUGACACCAUGAUGACGUCAUUAACCGGAAGUGGGAAACGACCAAUGAGAUGUCCCGAUUUGCAGUUACUUUACUUUUGAAAUUGAAUUAUUGAUUGUAAUGUACUAAUUAUAUGUAAUUAAUCAAGUUAAUUGUCUCUUGUAUAAUAAAUAAGUAUUCAUAGUAUGAUCCGA